GCUGUCGAAAAACUAACACCGUAUGUAUGUAGGCAUAUUCUAACUUUGUGGUGGUUUAUUGACGUUGUUUUAAUGUUUAAAUGGAACUAAAUCGGCGUUGCGUGUAAUUUAGCAUUAGCUUAGCUGCACGGGUGGAAAACUCACAAGUUAAAAUAAUGUCACGUCAGCAACGAUAUAGACACAACAAGCUUUAUAUUUAGUGUAGCCUGAAGGAGCAGGAUGAAGACUGACGAUCUCUUGCACUGUGAGGAGCAGCUGAGGACCACACUGCACUGUGAUGACAAGGAGAAGCUUCGGAGGAAGUUGGCCCAGCUGCAGAGGGAAUAUCUCAAGACAGCGCAGAGACUGCAGCGCGCUGAGCGUCUGGAUGCGGUGCGGAGACAUGUGAGGAGCAGGAUCUCUCAGCAGAACAAACAGACCCAGAAGUCACACUCUGAGCCUGCCUCGUUGAUACUGAAGAGCAAUGAUGGAGAUGUGCCAGAUGAUCAAGAACCUCCUGAACAUUCGGCAGAUGGUGAUCACCCAAGAAAGAGCCAAGCAAUUAGGUUUAUGCUCCCCUCAGAUGCUUCUUGUCCUCAAACUCCAAAUCCUAGCCCUGUCACACAGAGUGGCUCCAGACCGAGUUCUGGCCUGCGUCUCAGGUCACGUCGCAGCCGUCUCCGACUGGAAAGGAGAAGUACAGAGGUCGGGAGGAGCAUAGAUAACAGUGAGAAGGGACAGGAUCAGAGUGACAGAGUGGAAUAUGAUGGAACUGCAGGAGAGGAGGAGGAUGAAGUCAAAUCAGAGCGAGUUGAUGCAGUGCAUGAAAGUGAAGAACUAUUUUCAAGUGCAGACUCUGAAUCUCCCUCGCUGCUGCUCACACACUGGACUGCUCAUGGAUACACUGACACAGAAGAUGUUGCGGAAAACGGUGCACCAAGAAGAAAGAAACUCAAAAACAACAACACAGAAAAUAGAAGCAGAGAAGCGGAAAGAGAAGAGGAGGAUGCAAUUUUUGAGGGAGUGACAGAUUUGAAACUACAACAGGAGAGCUAUAAUGAAGCAGCUGAGAAAAUAAAUAGUGACCAAAAUCCUGAUGAUAUGACAAUGAAGGCAGGACUGAAUCAGAUCACAAGAGAUGAAAAGAGUUCCGGCCUUCAGGAAUCUUGUACUAUAGUGGAAGGACUACUUUUCCCCGCUAGGUAUUAUGUUCGAACCACCAAGGCGUAUGAGUUCUCACAGACUCAGCCUGACAUGCAGGCUGUUAUACUCUCUCUAAAUGCACCGCGACAUCGCAGGAGUCGGGGUCGUGGCAGAGCACAGACUAAGAGCACUGCUGAACAUUCCAACAUGCACAUUCGGACAGAUCUCCCUUCUCAGAUAGCUGCCCCUUCAUCUGCUGGCCCUCUGAAUGCAACUCUUGAGAGAUCUGGUGAAAAUCUGGAUUUAAUCUCGCAUAGUCAGAUGGACCCAGAAGCUGUUUUAUCCCCUUCAGUCACUGGAGCUCCUCCUGUAAGGGGCAGGAGGAAGAGAGGUCGAGGCAGAGGAAGACCUCGGACUCCAAGGUCUACAAGCACCCCAAUGUCGAUCUCACAGAGCCCCUCAGCUGAUGGGAUGAAGCUUUGCGUCACCCAAAAGGAAACGUUAAUAGUGCCAGAUGAAACCAUGCCAGCACCCAGCCACUACACUGUUUCUCAGCUUUCUCCUGAACUUAUUGAAACUCAGUCCACUUCUGGUUCUGGACAGACGCAAAAGGUCUUUCCUGUUUUUAUGAAGACCGGCAUCAAAACUACGCAAUUGCCAUGUAGGAACAGAGGCUCAGCAAGCUGGCAGUCCCUCCUCCUUCCAUCCUCCUCACCCACUCCAUCAUCUCUGCUUCCUCUCCCUUCCCUGUCCCCUCUCCUCCCAGUCAAAGACCUGUCCGCCAUGAGCAUCCAGGAUUUUCACCUCCCAGACGAGCAGUUUGCCUCCCUGAAGCUACAGAAGCUUCGCAGUGUGGCCGUGGAACUAGGAACUGAGGAUUUCUCAUCCUCAUCUCACAACACGUGCAGCAGCUACCAGCGCUCCAGCCCUCACUGCUUCAGCGCUAACAGCCCGGUGACACCUCUCCCCCUCCCACUCAGCCUCACUCCCACAGCUUCCAAUUUGCCACAUGCUGAUGAAGAUCACCGAGCUGCCACGCUGUCUGCAAGUCUCCAAAACCUGUCAACAGAGCACAAGCAUAGAGAUGAACUGAGCAAGCAGCCUUCAACAGAUGGAGAUAUAACAGAAACCUGCAAAGAGGAGCUGACCGAACACCUUCAGGCAGAGAUUCACAGCAACACAUCAUGUUCUGUCUCACGAGUAGAAGUGAGUGAAGGUGGCGACUGCCUGCCUACACAUAAAGAGGAUGAAACACAGGCUCUGUGUGGCAAGUCGGUCAGCUGCACACAAACCAACAAACAUGCUCUCCUAAAAUCUGAACAAGCAAUUUAUUGUGGAGAGGAUCAAAGGUCUGGAAACACCCAAGCAGAGAAACCUUUUCCCAGUUAUUGCCCGCUGCAGGAUAGACCGAAGGAGCCCUCUAACACCUGCGAUUGUUUACAAACCACUGAAUCUCCAGAAGAGUCUUCCGUUAAUCAACUGAAUGUGAAAUCUCCUGCUGAAGUUUCAGAACAGCCAUCUGAGGCUGGCGCACGUCUUACCGCAGGAGUGCCGACUGAAGAAGAAAUAAGUGCUGUUCACACUCAUGUCCUCCUCAGUUCUCCCCCAGCUUCAGCACCUUGCCAGUUCAUCACCCCACAUCUGCCCUCAUCCACCCUCACCUCCAGCCCGGAGCUUCCCUCCCUCGGAAUCACCCCCCAUCCGGACGCUGCUGGCCUCCCCCUGAUUUCCUCGCCCUCGGCUCUGCCCCCCAGCCUGCCUCCUCCAGCUCUCUCCCCCCCGUCUGCGGCAGCAGGAGGAUCUCUGGUGGACGCGUACUGCUUUAUCGACCCCUCAGGUACUUUGUGUGUUGCAGCGGCAGGAAAAUGGGCUGUGUGUCUUUGGAGUCAGACUUCAGCUUUGGACUGGAGUUUAAAACACACCUGGACAUUCAGUGAGCCUGUAGUCACGUGUUUCCACGUCCGGGACGGUGCAGUGAUGUGUGUGACUCUGGGUCAGCUGGAAAUCAGAGAAGUGAGGACGCUGUCGAGUUCCCGCCUCACGCAGAAGCUGACCUGUGAGGGUGUCUUCCAGGCGGUUAUCGGGCUGUCUGAGUCCAGAGUGGUUACAUCCUCGCCGUCGGCGACUGGUUCCAUGCAGGUGUUGGCAUUGUCAGAAAGCAGCAGCUCACCUAGCUGUCAUUCUCUUGCGUCUCCUGGCGUUUGUGUCGGGGCCCUCGCUCCGGUUGAAGGGCUGUCAAAUGCGCUCAUCGGCACUGAUGAAAGCGGACACCUCUUUGUUUGGAACGUGAAGAGUGGACAGCUGCUGUGUAAAGUCGCGUUCGGAGAAGAUUUCUCGCACACAGCCUGUCUCAGAGGAUACUCCCACUGUGGAGUGCUGUUUGUCCUGCUGCAGCAUCACUUUCUGAGCUCCCUCGAAAAAGAAGAAGAGAAAAAGGUGUUGAAGGACAACACAAGAGACCACCUGUUCUCCUUGGUGGCGGUUAACCCCCUGAGCGGAAAGUCUGUCCCGGCUGCUCGUCUUUAUCCGCCUGCUGCCUGGACCGACAGUCUGUGUGAAGCCGACGUUAACCGCACCGGUGUGGUGGGCCUGAGUCAACGUGGCUGCGUCUGCGUGUGGGAGCUCGGGCAGCGGGGGGCUCCGCGGACGCUGCAGGCUCCCGAGAGUGACGCCUGGCAGCUGGCUCGGUGGGGAGGGGCCGACAUGCUGGUGAUCGGGCAUCUCAACGGAGAUGUUACUUUACACAGCUGCAACUGAAAACGCUCUCAGAAAACAUGUUAAGUCCCACAGUCACUCUGAAUAUUUAACACCACAGAAUCACAUCUGGCUGCUUCACCUACUUAGAUUUUAGUUGAAAAUCUUUCUUCUCAAAUUCAUCUACAACAUUUUGUAGAUACUUACUAUAGAUAAUUUCUGAUUAAAUUCAUCCCCAGUAUUGUGUUUGCACUCUGUCAGCCCUCUGUCCCAACCUCUACAGGGUUCACGCUUUGCCCUUCAGUUUUUGGAAAUGCUUUUUAAAGCACAUAUAUUGCACACUGAAGUUCUUUGUGUAAAAAUGCCCAAUGUUUUAGAUCACUGUGAUGCCAUGCUAAAAACCUGCUGGGUUUUUUUUGUUUGUUUGUUUUACUACUGCUGCUGUGGUUGUUUGUGUACAUGCAUGUUGUUGUAUUUGUUAAAUGUAAAGAAAAUUACUUGUUACCAAAGAUUGUUUUA
Salarias fasciatus (jewelled blenny) is the source of this 4335-nucleotide messenger RNA. It is a transcript of the gene palb2, whose product is annotated as partner and localizer of BRCA2. The record is from RefSeq and is a predicted model, not a curated record. Lineage: Eukaryota; Metazoa; Chordata; Actinopteri; Blenniiformes; Blenniidae. Gene Ontology annotation, molecular function: DNA binding; protein binding. Gene Ontology annotation, biological process: double-strand break repair via homologous recombination. Gene Ontology annotation, cellular component: nucleoplasm.